Atta colombica is the source of this 1155-nucleotide messenger RNA. Its product is annotated as LIM/homeobox protein Lhx9-like. The record is from RefSeq and is a predicted model, not a curated record. The transcript has 5 exons. Bases 183 to 1073 code for a protein of 296 amino acids. NCBI's taxonomy places the organism in Eukaryota, Metazoa, Arthropoda, Insecta, Hymenoptera, Formicidae.
GGCAAGAGAGGUACGCAGGCGCACAUUUCACCGAAGUACCGGAAGAAAAGAGCCGGUGCCGAGACGCAAUAGAGCGCCGCAUAGCCGCUCCUCUCUUCUUCGUUUCGCCGUUGGAAACCGUCGGUGGGCUCUCUGAGCCCACCCUUUCAUCGGUCAAACUGGCGAGCGCGUUAACCGCUGGCAUGAACCCCCACCAUCCGGGCCACUCCGCAGCCUACCCCCACCAUCCCUCGCUCUCGAGCAGUCCGCAUCAUCCAGGGCCCGGCGGGCCGCAUCACGCGUAUGGGACUGGUGGAGGUGGCGGAGGUGGCGGUGGCGGCGGCACCACGACCACCCCCGACUUACCCAGCCCGCAUUCACCUCAACAUAGUGGUGGUGCAGGCGAUCCCGCCACUCCUUACGGUGCCCUACAACCUGGACAGGGUAUGGGCAGCAACGGACAUCAUCAUAGCGGUGGCGGCAUGAUGCCAGAUCAUCCACAUCACCCUGGACAUCCCCAUCCGCAUAUGCCGGGGCAUCCCGCGUACCCGCCGGUUAAUCACAACAAUAACUGCACGCUCAAGCAAGAAGGUGUCCCUAGCGGGUCAACGGGUCUUCGGCAAUGCGCCGCCUGCGGUGUACAAAUAGUGGAAAGAUGGUUGUUGCUAGCGAUGGAUCGCUACUGGCAUAUUGGCUGUCUCAAGUGCACAUAUUGCAACGUAGUAUUGGGAGAGAUCGGCCAGUCCUGCUACACCAAAAGUGGCAUGAUCCUCUGCAAAGCCGACUACAGACGAAUGUUCGGCAGCAGUGGUGUCUGCGGGAGUUGUGGCAACGCGAUACCCGCGAACGAAAUGGUCAUGAGGGCUGGCGACUCGGUGUUUCAUGUGAAAUGCUUCAACUGCAAUAAAUGUGGCGGUCAGCUCGUCUCCGGCGACAGAUAUUACCUACUAUCGGGCUCGCCGAUUUGCGAAUCUGACUGGCACAAGAUAGUGAAAUCGUCGAGCGUCGCGGCAGCGGCAGCCGCGGCGGGCGGAAAUAGCGGCGCACCUGUUAGGAAAGGUAAGGUCGGCAGGCCUCGAAGGAGCCGCGAAUGAGGCGGCAACCCGGUCGGUCGCCCGAAGAAGGUGCAACCCUCUCCGCAGCCGACGCCCCCCGUCGUACCUUCGCCUCAGGUAG